AUGGAAAAGGGCGGGGCGACGAAGAUAGAUCUAAACCGAGACGGUGUCGAGAAUCUGAGCGGCCGCGUUCAUCUCCUCCCUUGCUGCAUCAAGCACGACGGCCCCACCGAAGUUUCUAACUAUUUCAAACCUAAACCCAGCGGCGUCGUCGGAGAAGACGGUUUACAGUUACAGCAAUCGCAUUUUAGAGGAAGGUUACUCGAAGGAACCUCACUUCAACUUCCAAACAACUACUCCGGUUUUGUUUUGGGAAAGAAGAAUUCGUCGAGUAAAUCGGUUGAUAGUUCUGAUUCGUGGGAGACUUUGGCUAGGUUUAAGCAUAUUACUUAUUGGAAUCAUGACUGUGUUCCUUCGCAGAAUGAUGAUUUCUUCCGUGCUUUUCAUUGGAUCACUGUUGCUGAAGCUCUGCAUAAUCCUGUGACACCCGAGGAGUUAGCAUCUUUCACACUCUAG
Vicia faba (fava bean) is the source of this 453-nucleotide messenger RNA. NCBI's taxonomy places the organism in Eukaryota, Viridiplantae, Streptophyta, Magnoliopsida, Fabales, Fabaceae. The record is from the annotation of a GenBank genome assembly.